Myxocyprinus asiaticus (Chinese sucker) is the source of this 6100-nucleotide messenger RNA. It is a transcript of the gene knl1, whose product is annotated as kinetochore scaffold 1. The transcript is spliced from 26 exons. Bases 111 to 5972 code for a protein of 1953 amino acids. Gene Ontology annotation, biological process: protein localization to kinetochore; attachment of spindle microtubules to kinetochore; cell division. Gene Ontology annotation, cellular component: nucleus. The record is from RefSeq and is a predicted model, not a curated record. Lineage: Eukaryota; Metazoa; Chordata; Actinopteri; Cypriniformes; Catostomidae.
GAAGAAGAGACGCGGCGGUUGAGUUCAAAUUUCAAGAAGGAAAAAAACAAGCGGCAAAUGGAGGGAAAUCAUAUUUAGGUUAAGUGAUCUGUUUUUCACAUACAUUGAAAAUGGAGCAGUUAAAUAUGAGCAGUGAGACAGUGAAGUCCUCAAGAAGGAGACUUUCUUCGAUUUUAAAAGCUCCUCGGACAUCUAUGAAAGUGGUUGGAGCUGAACCAGAGGAACAGCAGGAGGAAGUUACCAAGCCUAUUGAGAAGAAGAGAAUUUCACGAAGAGUGAGUUUUGCCACUACGAAUAAUGUUCGUGUCUUUUCAGACAAUGCAAAGAGUGAAUCUCCUGUACUGGCAUCCAUACAGAACACAACUGCCGAAUAUGGCAUUCAAGAUCAAAGGAUUCUGCAUUUUGUUGAUGAGGCAAAUCACCAAAUCAAAGGCCUUGAAACUUUGUUAAACAAUCCUCUUUAUGUAUCCCAGCAUCUGAAUAAGGAGAAUUUCUUCUCUGAUCCAGUCUUUCAAGAUGACUGUGUGGAUAGAACAAUGUUGCUUGGAGAGGAUACUGGUGUUAUGGAUAUAACUCAUAGUCAUACAAUCACAAUUGAUAAUGAUUAUGAAGUCAAUGAUGAGCCAAAGCCAGAUUUUGACCUCAAAGUGGCUCAGACGCUCAGUGGGAAUCAGAAUGUUGCAAGUCAGGGUGGUUUGUCAUGUUCAGCAAAAGUUGUGACUAAAAAUGUCACUAUGGACUCAGACUUCAAUGCUUUUCUCGCCAGUAUAUCGCAACCUGUUGUAAAACACAAUCUGCCCCCAUCUUCAAAAAAAGAGCUUGGAGAAGAUACUGGAGACAUGGAUAUAACUCAAAGUAACACAAUAACAAUUGAUAAGCAUUAUGAAAACGAUGACCAGCCAAACCCAGACUUUGCCCUCAGAGUGCCUCAAGUGGUCGGUGGGAAUCAGAAUGUUCCAAGUAAGACUGGUUUGUCAUUUAAAGCAAAAAUAGAGACAAAAAAUUCUACUAUGGACUCAGACUUCAAUGCUUUUCUAGCCAGUGUAUCACUACCCAUUGUAAAAAAUAUUGCGCCCCCAUCUUCAAAAAAGGAGCUUGGUGGUCUCUUCAGUUCAGUCAAUACAUGCACAUCAGAAAUUGAUAAGGAGAAUCAUUUGCCAUCAUUUUUAAUGAAGCAAGUUCAACAUCCAGGUGGCAUGGGUAACCCACAACAACCACGGGGACUUCAACGUAGACGAUCCCGCAUUGCAUUUCUUGAAGAUGAUGAUAUGGAGGCAACCACAAGUCACACUGUUGUAAUUGAAAAAGGUAAUGCUCAGCUUGUUCCAUCCUCUGUCUAUGAAAAUCAUGGAAGCAUAGUAUUAACACCUGCUUUUUCAAACGACGAUUUUUCUGAGAAUGACAAUGCAAUGGAGAUGACAGGUGCUUUUGAUGUAUCUGUACAAGAAAAAGAGCAUACAAUCAGUAUGAAUGAGGAUACUCCUCUUCCAGUUCCUGCAGUAAGCAAGAUGCCCUUUAAUGUAAUUGGAAAUGGAGAGAUAAUGGAAAAAAAACAACCUGAAACCAACCAAACUUUUCAUUCUGGUGACAUGGAGAUGACCGAGACUUUAGAUUUAUCUGUUCAAGAAAAAGAGCAUACACUCAGGAUAAAGGAGGAAGCUGUUCUUACAAUUCCUAGUGAAAGUAAGAUGUCCUCCAUGAAUUUGAUUGGAAAUCGGUCAAAUCUCUCGAUAGUGCAAACUGAUAAUUAUGAUGAUAUGGACAUGACACAGUGUCAAACUAUUGUUCUUGAGACCAAACAGUCAAGUGUAAACAAACCAUUCAGUAACUUGAGGAAAAGUUUGCCUCAUGCGUCAGAAUCCAGAACUGUUCGUGAAAAAGACCAUACAGCCAAUGUUGGCAAGAUGUCAACCUUUAAUUUGAUUGAAAAUGGAUCGAUAAUGGAUCACAACAAAUCAGGCAAUCUCUCGAUAGCCCAAACUACUUGUUGUGAUGAUAUGGAGAUGACACAGUGCCAGACUAUUGUUCUCGGGACUGAAUGCUCAUUCAGCAACUCUAGGCAAAGUUUGCCUCAUGCAUCAGUAUCCAGAACUAUACGAGACACCGAGUAUACUGUAAGUAUGAAGGAGCAAGAUCUGCUUCCAAUUCCCAGAGCAAGUAAAUUGUCUUCCUUUAAUAUGGUUGAAAAUGGAGAGAUAAUGGAUCACAACAAAUCAGGCAAUCUCUCAAUAGCCCGAAUUGCUGGUUCUGAUGAUAUGGAGAUGACACAGUGCCAGACUAUUGUUCUCGGGACAGAACAGUCAAGUGGAAACAACCCAUUCAGCAACUCUAGGAAAAGCUUGACUCAUGCACCAGUAUCCAGAAUGGUUAGAGAUACAGAGAAUACAGUAAGGAUGAAGGAAGAAGCUCUGCUUCCAAUUCCCAGAGCAAGUAAGAUGUCCUCCUUUAAUAUGAUUAAAAAUGGAGAGAUACUGGAUCACAACAAAUCAGGCAAUAUCUCGAUAGCUCAAAUUGCUGGUUCUGAUGAAAUGGAGAUGACACAGUGUCAGACUAUUAUUCUUGAGACCAAACCGUCAAGGAAGAGCUUGCCUUGUCUAUCAGUAUUUGGAAACGAAGGCAGUGAUGGGAUGGACAUGACUACAAGUGCUACAGAUAUCUCAGCUAAGAAAAGAGCGUCAUCAUCUGUCAAUCAAACAAUUACUUUAGUUGAACCUAUGGAUAUUACUGAGGUGCAUAUGUUACCAAUCAGUGAGUGGAAACAUAAAGCAUUUAUGACACGAAGAAGGUCUACAAUGACAGAAAUGGGGAUGAUGUCUUUGUGUGAUCCUGAAGACACUGGUGACAUGGAAAUGACACAGUGUCAGACUGUUGUGCUUGAGGCCAAAAACUAUGAGAGGGGCAAACCAUUGAGUAAAUCAAGGAAAAGUUUGAACGUUGUGUCUGCAUCCUCCAAUUUUGAUGCUGAAUGUAUGGAGAUGACCCAGGCACUCACCGGCAAUAUCAUGUUAAAGAGCCUUAUAUCCAAUGAGAAAAGAAAGACUGAGAGAAAUCUGUUGCCUGCAGCACAAAGAUGUCUUAUGCAGGAUCAAACUGACCGCAUGGAACUGACACUUCAAGCCAGUGCUUCAAGUCUAGCUAUGCCGUCUGUUGAUAAUGAAAUGGAACUAACAGAAAGCAACACCAUUGCAAUUGAUGCAAAAAGCACAUUAGCAACAAGUGCUACAGAGAUCAAAGCAAUUGAAAGUGUACUUGGGGCAUCGCCAUCUGUAUCUACAUGCACAGUGUCAAGUGGAGAACAAAACGAGAUGACUGAAGCUGCUAAGAAUGAUAUUAAGCAAGACACCUUACCCUCUAAAAAUAUCCCAUUUGCUCUUAAGUCAGGGGAAAAUCUCCAGUGCAACACUACAGAGGCUAUGUUAUGUGUUCCAGAUGACAUGCAAAUGGGAAAAAACGGAGAUAUGGCACAAUCAAGCAAUGUGACAAGUAUGAGGACAAGUUUACCCUUAACAAUGACCUCCGAGUCCUCUAAUGAAUACAACAACAUGCAGGAUGCAAAGUUUCUCACGAUGCCUAUUGAAACACAGAACAAUGUCUCAUUUAACCAGAAAGAAGUGGUGAAUAUAGAGACCCUAUCUGGCACUAGAAAUGUAGAGAUGGGUCAUGUUCCUUGCCUUCGCAAAGAUUCAGUCCAACUUGAAGUUUCCUCCUCAACUGACUCUGUAGCUGAUUGCUUCAUUAAAGAAGAGCUACAACAUGCAAAAUCAAGACGAAGAAGUUUAGCAGACUUUAAGAUGGAGCUUCAAAAUAUAUCACGGCAUAUUAAUGUAGAGCAAGAGGUAAUGAGGGGUAGCACAACUGCACCUCUGCCCUCAUGUUUCCUCCCAGAGAUUUCCCUCAAUGAUAAAGAGCAAUGUGAAAUAGCUGGUUCCACAGAGCAAGCACCAAUUGCUACACCUAUGAUCAAACAGAAAGAUAAUUCUGUUCAAAAUCAGAAGACUACACCUUUCAGCCUUAAAAAGAAGCCAUUCUCAUCAAGGUUAUCAUUUUGUGGUAUCGUACCAAAGCUUACAAAACGAGCUACUGUAACCCCAAACAAAACUGUCGCCAUAACUACUAAAGGUUUACAAUGUCUUCCACUGGAUAAACAUUUUGAUGUCAUUGAGCAAAAUAGCAACUGCGAAACAGUCAACAUCAAUGAUGAAGAAUUUCCCGAGAUGAGCAGUGAAGAGGACUUGUCAGGGAGUCUUGAAAAUUGGCCAGUCAAUAAGGAAGAUGAAUGUAAUGAAGCUUUGACUGUACCUACACAUGAAGAGCCUUUUCAAGAUGAUGUCUUUGAGGCAAACACAAGCACAAGCCAGCGUUUGAAAAGGCCAUAUACAGAGGAAGGCUAUGUUACAGCAGAACAAACCAAGAAAGCCUACAUCUCUGACAUGGGGCCUGGCUGUCAUGAAGCUGCCGUGCAGUGGGAAGGUAAUUUUACAAGUCAUGCUGCUCAGAAUAACAAGGCAAAGACAAUAGAAGAAACAGGAGUUUCUGAAUCCACUUUCAGAAAUUCCCAGUGUGACUCUCACUUGGAUGGGACAAUGAAUCAUGAGUUUGAUUUCAACAAGAAACUUGAGGAUGGAAGCAUCACAGUGAAUGAGUUCCUAAGCUACUUUGGUGUCAACUUUGUUAUCCACAGAUCUAGACCAAGUGCUCUGCCUGAGAGUUGUAGAGCUGGAGAGACUCUCACCAUGGAAGAUUUGCUCAAAGAGAAAUACAUGUAUCACCCCAAGCAGAGAGUGUAUGAGCAAGACUGCAAGAACCUAACAGAUAUAGUGGAGAGACUUAAAGAACAAAUGCCUGAACAAGAAAAACCCCUGAGAUGUAUCAAUGGAGCUCUUCACCAAGAGACAUGUACUCUCUCUAAAGAGAAGUUAAAAAGCUUUGGGUCCAAGUUGAAAGAGCGACGAGUUUACUUUGGAAAGAGGAGCAAAGCACUUUCUCAUGAAAUGAAAGGAGUCUUGUACUCUGAGCUCAGUAAAACAGCACAGGAUGCAAAACAGAGCCUGCUAUCUAAAAUCAAGGAGACGGAUGAAAUGAUCACAGAGUUGGAUGGAUGCAUUAAUGAACUAGAGACUGAACUUGCAGCUGUAAAUGCAGUGGUUAUGGGCGACCAUCAUAACAAUCCCGAAUACAGACCAGCCUUGAAAGCAAAGGAAGAAGAUUUACAUAACCUUCAUUCAGCUGUCACUAAGAAGGAGAGGGAAAAUGCUGAGCUGGAAAGUCAGUUGAAGACUUUGGAGGGCCAACAAGAGAAGCUGCGAGGGGAAACCAGAGGCCUUAAAAGUCAUCUUGCAACUUUGAACUGUUUGAAUGAGUGGCGUCUGAAUGAGACAGAUGAAAGUGGGGCUUUGUUUACCUUCCUUCAUAACACUGUACAUCUUCAGGUGAAACUGCAAACACCUGCUGGAAAGGAAUGGAUGACUGAGGAUGUGGAGCGAAAUAUAGAGAUAUCCUUCCAGAUGCAGUUGGAUGUGGACAAGUCUGAGUGUCAUGCAAGCAUGGUUCACAAGUUACUCGCACUACACCAUCGGUCUCAAACUCAGUGGCUGCAGAGGUACCCUACAUCUCGACAUAUACCAGAGCUACUCCAUGACCUCAGUUUGGUGGUGGGCCGUCUGAGGCUCUUGGGUGAGGAAAUCCAUCGGCUGAAGAAAUGGGGAGGAUUGAAACUUCGCAUUCUGAGGAUCAACUGUGUGGACACACAAGUUCACAUUGUCUUUUCAAGUGUGAAAGCAUUUGAAAAGUUUGAGUUAAUCCUAAGGAUUACCCCAGACUAUCCCUUUGGACCACUUGAAAUACAGGAUUUCAGCAUUCAUGUUGGAAGUACAAGGUUAAAUCAGAUCGAAGACAUUAUAUCAUCAGUUAAACCAGCCAACAACUAUCUAACAAAAGUCCUGAAGAAGAUAUACGACGACCUCCUAAGUUAAGAUCUUAGGCCAUCUUAUUUUAACCUCUCCCUCUCUGUACCUUUUUGUCUUUUACAUGCUUGUAAAUACUGAUGUUUGUAUGAUGAACAAAAUUAAUAAAAAAACAACUACAAACCACAAAGUUUGGU